Nymphaea colorata (pocket water lily) is the source of this 2288-nucleotide messenger RNA. Its product is annotated as DNA-(apurinic or apyrimidinic site) endonuclease, chloroplastic. Gene Ontology annotation, cellular component: nucleus. The record is from RefSeq and is a predicted model, not a curated record. Gene Ontology annotation, biological process: base-excision repair. NCBI's taxonomy places the organism in Eukaryota, Viridiplantae, Streptophyta, Magnoliopsida, Nymphaeales, Nymphaeaceae. Bases 1 to 2073 code for a protein of 690 amino acids. Gene Ontology annotation, molecular function: DNA-(apurinic or apyrimidinic site) endonuclease activity; DNA binding; phosphoric diester hydrolase activity. The transcript is spliced from 12 exons.
AUGAUUAACAAUAUAUUUCGCGUUAAAGUAGGCAUUAAAUUGGUUCUGACAGAAGACGGACGCGGGCAAAGAGGCGACUGGAUCGCUCUGGGGGUCGGGGACGCGCGAUGGGUUCCUCGUAGGUACCGGUACCACCCGAGUCAGGGCAAUACCGCCGGCCUGACCCUGCUGCUCCGACUCGGAGCGGAGCUCCACGCACCUUCUCCCGCCAUUUCCCCAUCUUUCCGCGGCCUCGUCACUCAUUAUACGCAGCCGAAGACGAUUCGCGGGAAGGGCAGAGGUGGUGGCGGUGAUGGUGAUGGCGACGUCUCUCAACCCCGCCGGAUGAGAAAGGUUUGCGUCUCCGUCUUGGCGAGCGCAACGCGAUUGCAUUGCGUUCCAUUUCAUCGCAUGAGUUUUUCAGUACCUGGGAGCAAUUUUGGAGUAUUGAGACCUAAGGGAUUAAAGAGAAUUUGCUUGUCGGCUUCGUUAUCAUCGUCGUCAUCUCCGGUUUCGUGCGUUAGUAUGAGGAACGCGAGGGAGAAGAUUAGACCAUUAUCGGUUGAUAAGGAGAGCGAUGGAGCUACUGCUGGCAGCAUGGAGGCCAUUACGGAGGAACCGAAUAGGGUCAAUGAUCGACCGACCACAACGAUGAAGGAAAAUGUCAUAGAGAGUUUAGGAGAGAAAAUCAACAGCCUGGAGACUCUAACAGUGCAGGAGCUCCGCGAGAUAAUGAGGAAAUUAGAAUUGCCCAUCAGAGGUCGUAAGCAGGAGCUGGUGGUGGCCCUGAAGUCUUUCCUGGCUAGCCAGGGUGAGGAUCGUGCACCUGUUCACGCAGAAUCAAGUUCUGCUCCAGGAACAUGUUUGAAGUCUGAUGCUCGGAAGAGGAAAGUUGACAAACCGGUUAAGGUAGUCAAGGAAAAAGAAGGUCUGUUGGAGAAGGUAGAAACGGUAGAAGUGAAACGUAGCCGAAAACGGACGCUGCUUCGAAAUGCCACCAUUGAAGGUGUUUCUAAGGUUGUUUCCCUGGAAGAAGAGAAAUUAACGACGACCGAUGGAAUAGCGGCUCGUGCCAAGAGGAAGACAACAACAAUCGUUCAGAAGAAAAACACCGCAGCUGUAGUGAACGUGGGGCUGGCUGUCAGUGAUAACGAGCCAUGGACUGUCCUUGCCCACAAGAAGCCACAGCCUGGAUGGAUCCCAUAUAAUCCGCGGACAAUGAGACCUCCACCACCUUCUGCCGGCGCAAAAUUUGUGAAGCUAGUGUCAUGGAACGUCAAUGGACUAAGAGCCUUACUGAAGAUGGAAAGCUUUUCAGCACUUGAACUUGCACAGAAGGAGAACUUCGAUGUUUUGUGCUUGCAAGAGACUAAAUUGCAGGAGAAAGAUGUAGAAGAUAUCAAGUACCUGAUAGAAGGUUAUGACAACAGCUUCUGGACAUGUAGUGUUUCUAAACUUGGAUAUUCAGGCACUGCAGUGAUUUCACGGGUAUCAAGCUAUCUCUGGAGUAUCUGCAGCACUCCUGCAUCCAUGCAUGCUCUCCAAAUAAAACCAAGUUCAAUCAAAUAUGGGCUUGGGAUACCAGACCAUGACGGUGAAGGGCGGCUUAUCACAGUGGAGUUUGAUUCAUUUUAUUUGGUUAGUGGUUAUGUACCUAAUUCUGGAGAUGGCCUCAAGAGAUUGGAGUACAGGGUUAACGAAUGGGAUGCAUCACUUGCCAACUACAUGAAGGAGUUGGAAAAGUCAAAGCCGGUUAUCUUAACUGGUGAUCUCAACUGUGCACAUGAAGAGAUUGACAUCUACAACCCAGCUGGAAAUCGAAGAAGCGCCGGAUUCACAGAUGAAGAAAGGCAAUCAUUUGAGAAGAAUUUUCUGUCAAAUGGUUUUGUGGACACUUUCAGGAGGCAACACCCUGGUGUUGUUGGCUACACAUAUUGGGGUUAUAGGCAUGGAGGACGCCGGACCAACAAAGGGUGGCGACUGGACUAUUUUCUCGUAUCGGAGUCUAUAGCUGAUAAAGUUCAUGAUUCUUACAUUCUGCCAGAUGUUCUUGGGAGUGACCACUGCCCUAUAGGUCUUAUUCUUAAGCUGUAACGGGUCAUCGUGCUUAAGGGCGUGGGCGUCCAAUUACAAGCGUCCUUGAUUUUUUGAGUAUGAUUUUUUGAGUAUGUAUUAGUUUGACGUGUCCUCAUGGAAUUUCCCUCACAGUUCCUGACUGGAACCUCAUAUGUAGGGCAUAUGCCUGUGGCAAGGACUGGCCAUUUGUAUUAUGUUAAUUUUGUCUACAAGAUUUAUGUGUUCUUCUUUCA